This is a messenger RNA of Scylla paramamosain (green mud crab), 2225 nucleotides long. Its product is annotated as cyclin-F-like. Gene Ontology annotation, cellular component: centrosome; cyclin-dependent protein kinase holoenzyme complex; cytoplasm. Gene Ontology annotation, molecular function: cyclin-dependent protein serine/threonine kinase regulator activity. The record is from RefSeq and is a predicted model, not a curated record. The transcript is spliced from 8 exons. Gene Ontology annotation, biological process: regulation of cyclin-dependent protein serine/threonine kinase activity; mitotic cell cycle phase transition. Bases 220 to 1785 code for a protein of 521 amino acids. NCBI's taxonomy places the organism in Eukaryota, Metazoa, Arthropoda, Malacostraca, Decapoda, Portunidae.
CUGAAGGGAGCGUCGUGGGGCAUCCGUGUGCUGAGCCGCAUCUCGGAGGUGGUGCCGGAUGGAGCGAGCCAUUCGGAUGCCUUUGAGAUCAACUGGGUGAAGAAGGCGCUGGAGGAGGGGGACAUCCAUGCGCGGCUUCUCCACUGGCGCUUCCGGUACGAGAAGAGGCACCGUGAGGGCAACCUGGACCCCGGCACUGAGUUGCAGGCAAUCAGGGACAUGCGGGAGAUGUGCCUCACCGGAUACUACCCAGCGGCACUCACCCUCUCACACUUCCUGGCUACGUCAAGAUGUCCUCAAAUCCAAGGUCUGCCAGAGAUCCGUGAGUUCCUCCAGAGCAGCCCCCCCUCCCGCACGUACUAUGCCCUCCGGUACCAGCAGCAGGUGACGCCCCACAUGCACCACGUCCUGGUUGACUGGCUGUGUGAGGUGGCCAACAUCAGGCUGCACUCCUCCCACAUCCUCCACGCUGCCACUCAGAUUGUGGAAGCCUACUUGAGCAUGGAGCAGGUGACUUGUAACCAGCUGCAGCUCAUUGGCAUCACUGCUGUCUUGCUGGCCACCAGGUUCAAGCCGGGGGAGUGUAUCUUGACAGUGACGGAGGCGUGCUGGAUCACAGAUGACACUUACUGCUACGGCCACGUGGUACGCACCAUUGGACACAUCAUGGCGGCACUCAGGGGCAACGUGGCACUCCCUACAAUUCUUGACUACGCCACUGUGCUGCUCAAGUGUGUAAGGGCGCCUCCCGUCACUCAGGAAUGGGCCAGGUUCGUGUGUGACUUGGCCACCACCUGCGCCUUCCCUCCCAAGACCACGCUGGCUCAGAUUGCUGCCUCCUGUGUCAUGCUGGGCUUCAUCCUGGCCCGCCUCCCAUGGCCCAACCUGGUUUCGAUAACAGGGUUCACCCACACCAUGCUGGUUCAGCCACUCGUCAUCAUAUAUAGCAAAAACUUUGUAGGGGAAGGGAACAAGUGUCAGAGGCGAGGAAUCUCAGACCGGUACAGCCUCACCUCCUUCAGUGCAGAGCAGGUGGGGAUGCAGCCAAUGCCCAGCCUGGAUGAGAUGCUGCAGGUGCUCUCUCUCUCCAUUGAUGAGUACAUGGAUAUUGUGGCCGAACAUCUCCUAUUCACAGAUGACGUUGACACGGAAUCUGGGGCUCCGAAGUGCAGCGUGAGGACCUGCCCCCCUCAGCCCACUGCCAGGCCCUCCCUACACCACCUGCCAGGCCCACACAACCUGCCUCCAAGACCUGCUGGGGGUGAUGCACAGCUGCACCCUGACCUACCCAGCGGCGGCGGCGGUGGUGCCAGGAGCAAGACUAGUGGUAUGAGUGGGCAGUGGCGAGGCAGUGAGCCCUCCAGGGACGGCCACAGCAGCAGUAUGGAUUACAGUGACAGUGAAUCAGGGAGUGCCAGUGUGUCGCCAGUCUGGGAAAACACACAUUUGAGGACUAGCAAGGUAGAGGCCAUUGUGGACGGCUCUAAGGCCACCGGUGCUCUCGGCCAGUGCCAGCAGGACCAGGCUGGGGUGAUGCUACCUCCCACACAGCACAGACACUUAGAAUUGCAAGAACACAAUGUCAUACCGAGAGAGGUGGGCGGGGAGAACCUCAGUGAGACGACAGACAGCGAGGAGAGCGCGGACCUCCUCCCUGAAGCCUGCGAGGGUCCUGGGGCGAAGAAUGCACGCGUUAACCUCAAGCGUAAGUUGGAGAAUGCGUCCGAGAGCGAGAGAUCGGAAAAAUACCUCAUUCGUGAUGUGGGAAACCUGCAGCUGGGGUGAGGCGGCCCCUGGCUUGAGUUUAUGUUGUUGUGUUUGGAGGAGGGAAGCAGGGGUGUGUCUUCCAGCCAUGGGGGGGAAGGGAUGUGUUUUCUUUGGAGUGUUAGGGCUUGUGCGUGUCCCUGUCACUCGCUGGUGUUGGACGGAAGAACUCUCACGGACCAGGAUGUUUGUAAAUUUACCCAACGAUUAACAUGCAUAUAAUCUGAAAUUUAUUUUGUACUUUGUGAUUUUUAGUUUCGUGGAUGAGAUGUUUGGUAGGUGUGUGUGUGUGUGUGUGUGUGUGUGUGUGUGUGUGUGUGUGUGUGUGUGUGUGUGUGUGCAGCCAAGUGGAAGUGUGUGGGUCAGUCUGUCGCCCUGACCACUGCAACAAUCAGUUAAGAUAAUCAUUUUCUCAUAAUUUUGCAACUGGAAAGUACAUAAUAAAGUCUCUGAAAAAGAUA